AUGUCGCACGCACGUAUAGAAGAAGUCAGUGACAGCGACGAAGACAGCGACCCCGCAGAAGGUGACAUCUCAGACCUAGACUCCGACCUCGAUGAGCGCGAAGUCCUGCGCCAGCGCGCUCCCCCUCCCGGUCCACGACCAUCACAAGUCACCCCUCCCAACCUCGCCUCGAGAAUAAACCCAGCGAACAUUCCCUCUACAGGAAACUCACAGUUCCAAACAACAGAAGACGACAGCAAGUACAAGGACUACCAAUGCAUAUACCCCGUCUACUUCGAUGCGCGGAGAAGCAGGAAUGGGGGCAGGAUGGUGGGCAAGGCAUUAGCGGUACAGAAUCCGUUCGCGAGAGACAUUGCUGCUGCGUGUGGUCAGUUGGGGCUGGAGCCAUUAUUUGAGGCUAUGAAAUUCCACCCGAAGGACUGGUCGAAUCCGGGGAGGGUGAAAGUCAAGUUACGGGAUGGGAAGAAUCCUGGCAUGGUCAAGAACAAACAUCACCUAUACAUUCUUAUCUCGAAAUACCUCAAAGCCAACCCUACAACCGAAAAGGCUGCACUGGCAAUCCGUAUCCCGGGCCUGCCUGUUCCAGACCCAAAGAAACCGUACCAACCACCUGAUGUUCCGAAAGGAUGGAAGAUCAACAACAUACUGCCGUAUUAUAGUCCAGCUAUGCAUGGCGAGGGAGUUAGUGAUAAUUUCAUGAAGGAUAUGAUGGCUGAGAUGGCGGCUGCGGGUGGUGGUGGUGGUGGCAUGCCGGAUAUGAGUGCAUUACAAGGGAUGAUGGGUGGUAUGGGAGGUAUGGGUGCAGCUGGACCGAGUGGAGGUGCUGCUGGUGGGGGAGAGUCUAAGAAGAAGGACAAGAAGAAGAAGAUUAAGGGAUGA
This is a messenger RNA of Lachnellula hyalina, 879 nucleotides long. RefSeq names its product Signal recognition particle SEC65 subunit (gene SEC65). The record is from RefSeq and is a predicted model, not a curated record. Lineage: Eukaryota; Fungi; Ascomycota; Leotiomycetes; Helotiales; Lachnaceae. The coding region runs from base 1 to 879 and encodes 292 amino acids. Gene Ontology annotation, biological process: SRP-dependent cotranslational protein targeting to membrane; SRP-dependent cotranslational protein targeting to membrane, signal sequence recognition. Gene Ontology annotation, cellular component: signal recognition particle, endoplasmic reticulum targeting. Gene Ontology annotation, molecular function: 7S RNA binding. The transcript has 3 exons.